Rubroshorea leprosula is the source of this 1057-nucleotide messenger RNA. NCBI's taxonomy places the organism in Eukaryota, Viridiplantae, Streptophyta, Magnoliopsida, Malvales, Dipterocarpaceae. The record is from the annotation of a GenBank genome assembly.
GGCACCAAAUGAGAGUGGAGGAAAAACAUGAUUAACAAUCUUAUCAAGUUUUCCAUCCAUGGAAUCCAUCCGCCCUCUCAUCUUCUUCCGAAAAUCAUAGAAGUUGGUGUGCAAUUGUUGCAUCUGAUUUAUCAUUAACUCCAUGGUUUCACGGUUAGUUCUUUGCAUGGAGGCUUGAAAGGUUUUGGUUGUCACCUUCAUGUUCUUCUUCGCCUGCUCUACCAUUUUUUGGUCUGCAUCUGCUCUGCCAUUUUUUGGUCUGCAUCUGCUCUGCCAUCAGUCGGCUCCCCUGGAAUUUUUCAAAGCUUGCAGUCUUCUCUCUCCUCGCACAACCAGGUCAGUUUCUCCUCUCCAAAAUCACGCCUUUUCCUCUCCCAAACACUCAAACUUUCCAGAUAUGCAAAACCCAUCCCUUAAACACUCAAAUACCUCCAAAUCCUUGCAAACCCAACACAAAUCUUCAAGCUUUUCACUCCAAUUUCGCGUGGAAUUUGUUGUUCUCUCUCAUGGCUUCAAGAAGGGUUGGACGCAAAAGAAAAACAAGUGGGGAGUUCUAGUGCUGCGGGUCAGGUUCAGGAAGAAGCAAGUUGAAUUCCGGAAUGGCAUUUGGAGGUAGAGAGGGGAUCAAGCAAUGGAACAACAAGGGGAUGAAGAAGAAGGAGAUGCAGACCAAGAAAUGGCAGAGCAAAGGAAGAAGAACAUGGAGGUGAUAGCCAAAGACCCUUUCAAGCCUCCAUGCAAAGGACUAAUCGCGAGACCAUGGAGCUUAUGAUAAAUGAGAUGCGACAAUUGCACACUGACUUCUAUGAUUUCUAGAAGGAGAUGAGAGGGCGGAUGGAAAACUUGAUAAGAUUGUUAAUCAUUUGUUUCCUCCACCCCCACCUAGUGCCACCUAACCCGAUAUUUCUUUUAUUUGGCUAAUCUUUAGGAUGGACAUCUUAGGCUUAUGCAUUUUAAGUUUUUAAACUUGUGACUAUGUUUUUCUUCUAUCUAUGGAUAUUUCUUGAAUCUUUUAUCAUGCAUUGUGAAUUGUAAUGGCACAUGACUUUGGUAUGGU